This is a messenger RNA of Achroia grisella, 1334 nucleotides long. Its product is annotated as androgen-induced gene 1 protein-like. Bases 140 to 841 code for a protein of 233 amino acids. The record is from RefSeq and is a predicted model, not a curated record. The transcript is spliced from 3 exons. Gene Ontology annotation, cellular component: endomembrane system; membrane. NCBI's taxonomy places the organism in Eukaryota, Metazoa, Arthropoda, Insecta, Lepidoptera, Pyralidae.
UAAGUUAAUUUUAGUUCUUCUCAAAUAAUCAAAGUUCCGAAUAUCUUUUAGUUUAUUAGUAUAGUAUAUGGAAUGAAUACUACGUAAUUUCCUACAUUAUUUAAAAAAAUAAAUCGAAUCUUCAAGUGAAUUAUACAGUAUGUUGUUAAAAACCCUGUUUCAUUUGUUGGGAGCAAUACAAUUUUGUUAUGGAUGUUACUAUGAUGCAGUAUAUGUUAAUAUUCCUGGUAGUGCUGCCCCAACAUUGGGCGGAAAAUUAAAAUAUUUGACAUAUUUGGAUGCGAUAGUGCAGAGUAUUUAUUUUACUAUAGCUUUCCUCAAUGAUCUGUUUGGUAACAAUGAGUCAACAUUGUCAGAGAAACCUCUGAUACGGCGUAUAAAGGAUAUUCUUUUUUGUGCCCUGGCAUACCCUGUAGCCAUGUUUGUUGGAAUAUCAUUUUGGGGCAUAUAUGCUGUAGAUCGAGAGUUAAUUCUCCCUCGAAGUCUAGAUCCAUAUUUUCCAACAUGGUUAAAUCAUGUAAUGCAUACUAAUAUUGUUAUAUUCGUGUUAAUUGAACUUAUCUCAUCAUUCAGAAUGUAUCCAACAAGAAAAUCUGCCAUGACUAUACUAUCUACUUUCUUUCUUGCUUAUUUUAUAUGGGUACAUGUAAUUUAUUUCAAAACUGACAAAUGGGUUUACCCUAUUUUGGCCGUAUUAAACUGGCCAAUUAGAAUUGUAUUCUAUUUAUUCUGUCUUGGCUUUGUUUCUAGUCUUUAUUUCUUAGGUGAGAAAUUAAACAGAAUUGUGUGGUCUAAGGAAGUCGAACGAACUGUUAAAUCUGGUAAAAAGAAGGCUAAAUAAUUGUAAUAUGUAUAUUUUCUUGUAAUCAUAUACCAAAUAGUUAAUGUAAGAGUUUUGUAAUUGGGUUAUCAUAAUUCGUAAAAAUAAUAUAAGAAUAGCUAUAGCAAUAACUAUGAGCCUUGAAUGAUAUCUGAUAACUAUAUACUAUUCAGUUGAGUCUUUGAGUCUUAUAGACGGUAUCCACUUUUUGAAAUACCAGUGGAACAUCUAUAUAAGAACAAGUAUUCUUAAAUAAGUAUUCUAAAUGAUGUACUUACCACAAAUAAAUAUAAUUAUUGUGAUUUGAAAUUAAAAUGAAUCUUUUGGUGUCCUAAAAAUGUUUGAUUAGAUUGUAAUUAAAUAAACACAUUGUCAAGUAGCAUGAUUUAUACUAGAAUAUCUUUACGUAACAUUGCAUAGAGCUGUAAUUUCCUUAUUCAACGAAUCUAGUUUGAUGUCAUAAAACUAUUAUAGUUAGAUAAUUCUAAAUUAUUGAAACUGAUUGCCACAAAAU